This is a messenger RNA of Elephantulus edwardii (Cape elephant shrew), 960 nucleotides long. Its product is annotated as olfactory receptor 2T3-like. Gene Ontology annotation, molecular function: G protein-coupled receptor activity; olfactory receptor activity. The transcript has a single exon. The coding region runs from base 1 to 960 and encodes 319 amino acids. NCBI's taxonomy places the organism in Eukaryota, Metazoa, Chordata, Mammalia, Macroscelidea, Macroscelididae. The record is from RefSeq and is a predicted model, not a curated record. Gene Ontology annotation, biological process: G protein-coupled receptor signaling pathway. Gene Ontology annotation, cellular component: membrane.
AUGUACUCAGGAAAUCUAACGUCAAACACCAAUUUCAUCCUGGUGGGGCUCUUUGGUUCAGCAAAUUAUGCAGUCUUUCUGUACAGUCUGUCCUUCAUCCUUUUCUUGAUGGCCCUGGUUGGGAAUGCCCUACUUAUCCUCCUCAUUCACAGAGAUCCCCACCUGCACUCCUCCAUGUACUUUUUCAUCAGCCAGCUCUCGCUCAUGGAUCUCAUGUACAUAUGUGUGACUGUCCCCAACAUGCUUCUGGGUGAGGUCACAGGAAAUAACGAAAUUUCCCCUUUAGGCUGUGGAGUCCAGAUGUUCUUCUAUCUGACACUUGUCGGAGCUGAAUUUUUCCUCCUUGCUGCCAUGGCCUAUGAUCGGUACACAGCUAUCUGCAAGCCUCUCCAUUAUCCACUGCUCAUGAACCAGAGAGCUUGCCAGCUCCUCGUGUCUGGAUGCUGGUUCCUGGGAACGGUUGAUGGGGUGUUGCUCACCCCAGUUACUAUGAGUUUCCCCUUUUGUCAGUCCAGGAAAAUUAUGAAUUUCUUUUGUGAGGCUCCUACCCUGCUGAAGCUCUCUUGCUCUGACAUUUCCCUGUACAAAACCCUCAUGUACGUGUGCUGUGUUCUUAUGCUCCUCAUCCCUUUCUCCAUCAUCUCUGCCUCAUAUGCUCUCAUUCUGCGUCUUAUCCACAGGAUGAAUUCUGCCGAGGGUCGCAGGAAGGCUCUUGCUACCUGCUCCUCACACAUGGUGGUUGUACUGCUCUUUUUUGGUGCCUCCAUCUACACUUAUCUGCUCCCCAGAUACUACCACACAGCUAAGCAGGACAUGUUGGUAUCUGCAUCUUACACAAUCAUGACCCCUGUGCUGAACCCCCUCAUUUACAGCUUCAGGAACAAAGAUGUCACAGGGGCUCUGAGAAGCCUCAUACCAUCAGGAAUGAAAUGGAGAAAAGUUGUAAAUAUUAAAACUUAG